AUGGCAAAAGUCUCUGGAGCUGAGGAGGCGCUUGCUACAAUCGAAACAAAACCGCGGUCUACCAAAAAAUCAGAAGCAUUUUUGAUGUCAGGCGAUGUUUUAAUAUCAUUAAACCGAAACGUUUCAAGCACAUAUGCGAAACUAUUAGGAGAUCAGCUCCCGCCUAAUACACUUAUAGCAACUCCGCCAACCGUAUUAUCACGAACGUCGGCAUCGGCCGGCGUUUCUUUUCCUUCAAUGAAUCGUGGAAGCAAAAAAGCAUCUCGAUUGCCAGUCUCAACAAGCCAAUUGGAAACGAAGAAACCGCACCAUCAAAGAUCAACUGAGUCGCCGACGACAAUUCGAAUGCAUCGACGCUCCGAUGAUCAUAAUGAAAGCGAUUGUGAACUUAUGUUCUCUGAAAAUCAAGAUCAUGUUGACGAAAAUGCCGUAGGCGAUGAUUCUGGUGCACACAUUGAUGUGGAAAAGGAGAACGAUGAAGAAACGAAUGAGAAAUUGAUGAAUGGAGGCAACAACGAAGAAGCAAUGAAUUCUCCGAAUGACGAAUUGUUGAAUAAGAGCUUGAGGAGUUCCACGUUCGGUGCUCCACAAGGAAAUAACUCAUAUUCGUCGUCUCCACAUAUUUUGCAUAACGAAUCAAAAAUUUAUGAAGAAGAUUCGUCAAAGAAGAAUGAAUCAUUUGGUUCGAAUGCGGAAAACAAUAAUGCUAAAGACACACCAUCGAAAAGAUCUGUUGUUACAAUCGAUGCUGCUCCAUCGUUCAGUGAAGAAGGCAGCGCAUAUUACACGAUUAACGAGAGCCCCAUUCGUUUCAAUUCUUCAGGAUCGCCUGCGAAAAAGCCUUUGUUCCAAGAUCAAGUUCCGAGCAGUUCAGCGAGUGCAAGUCCAUCAUUGCAUGCACCUUCUGAUAAUCGAAAUGGAUAUACGAGAUCAGACAGCGAUGAUGAAAUUGUUCAUGCGAGAAACGCGUCGAUUAACAUGAUGAGCCCAUCCGGUUCCAGUGUAGAAAGCGAAGCUGCACAAUUGGCUCGAAAACUUUUUGAAUUGCGCUCUUGUACUGCUACGGAUGUUGCUGAUAAACUAAACGAACAAAACGAUUUCGCUGUCAUGGUUCUGGUAAAAUAUCUUGAACUCUUCCAAUUUUCGACGAUGAGAAUUGACGCCGCCCUUCGUGAAUUUUUAAGCAGAGUUGAACUACGCGGUGAAUCGUCUCAGAGGGAACGACUUUUGCGCUUUUUCUCGGAGAGAUACCUGGAAUGUAAUCCAUCAAUUUUCGGAAGCAUAGACGAAGUUCACACUUUAACGUGUGCCUUGUUAUUGCUUAAUUCCGAUUUGCAUGGUCCAAAUAUGGGUCGAAAAAUGACGGCAAGGGAUUUUAUUACCAAUAUUGGACAUACAGGUUGCACUUAUAAGCGUGAUUUGCUCAAAACAUUGUAUACGAGUAUUAAAGAUAACGCGAUAGUUUUAGAACAAGGUCCUUCGACCAAAAAUUCAUCACGAAACGGGUCAGUUUCUUCUAGUCAAAAACGGCGAAUAUUCGAAGUUGACCCGAAUUCUGUUGUUGAAUAUCACAGUGGAUAUCUCAUGAGAAAAUACGUGAGAGAAAGCGAUGGAGCAAAAACACCAUUUGGCCGAAGAAGUUGGAAAAUGGUUUAUGCAAGACUUCGAGGUCUUGUGUUAUAUUUUGAUUCGGAUGAGACUCCAAAAGCGACGAGUCGAUAUGCAUCUCUGGAUAAUGCUCUUUCGUUACAUCAUGCAUUCGCUGAAUCUGCCACUGAUUACAACAAAAAAGCUCAUGUGUUUAGGGUUAGAAUAGCUCAUGGAGGAGAAGUAUUAUUCCAAACAGGUAAUGACUCGGAAGUGUCCAAGUGGUGCGAUGAAAUAAACUUCGUUGCUGCCGCUUUUUCUUCGCCGACAUUGCCUCUUCCAGUGACGGCACGACCGGAAUCUGCACCGAUGCCUAGAUUACCGCGAAUGCCUUGCAUUGCUCCAAUCUCCAGGCAAAUUCUAACACACGAGUCACGCGUUGCCGAACUCAGCGAAAUGAUAGAAACAGUAGCAGCUUCGGUUUAUCCGGAACGAGCACAACAUUUGAUUGUUGACCGACUAGUUUUUCUACACUUCGAGAAACGGCGAUAUUCGAAGUAUGUAUCAAUUCUCCGAAAACAUCUGAAGGAGAAGCAAAUGGCAAGUAGAAAUUCGUUUAAAAAAUCAUCGAUUCCAAUAUGUGAAGAUCGGUUGAGUUAUACAGACGCGGUUAACAGCGCCAAUUAG
Molecule: messenger RNA, 2274 nt
Organism: Caenorhabditis bovis
Lineage: Eukaryota; Metazoa; Nematoda; Chromadorea; Rhabditida; Rhabditidae
Source: the annotation of a GenBank genome assembly